GGAUUUCUGGCAGAUUUUGAAGAUAACAAGCAAGCUGUAAAGCGACCUAGGCGACCAUGUCUGGCGAAGAUGCGGGUGUUGCUGCGGAAGUGGCAGCGAUCAUGUCCAAAGAAGCAGACCAUAAGUCACAGUACGAAAGGCUGCUCGCGCUGAUGGAAAAACUUUUCCCGCAAAAGAUCAGCACGGAAGCAGAUGUAGUGCCGCUGGUGACACUGAUGAAAACAGUAAUUGCGAUUGAAGCAGGAAGUCAGGUGGUCUCAAGACAGCUGAUUACUGCUGUUGUAAGCAAGGUAGAGUCAUACAAAUCAGAUGAGAAAUCGCUAAGGCUUCUGGCUGAGGCUGUUUUGGGCGUUCUUGACACGACCAGUAUUGCUUUUGAUGAACAGAAAUGCACCAUCCGCACAAUUCUGGCAGGUCUGCAUGAGGGAGCUGGGCGUUUUGUGGAAGCUGCAGAAACCUUGAGGAAGAUCUCUACGGAUAGUGCUCAAAGACCCUGCUCACCCGCCCAGAAAAUGGCUCUUUAUCUUCGUAUCGGUCGUUUACUGCUGGAUAGCGGUGACUGCGCUGAAGCCGAGCAGUAUGUAAACCGUGCCAGCUUAUUGCAGACUGAGAAAGACUGCGAGAGUUUCAAUGUAGAAUAUAAGGCUAUUUAUGCGCGGGUGUUGGAUGGACGUCGCAAAUUUACGGAUGCCGCACAGCGUUAUCAUGAAUUAUCCUUAGUUAACGAUUUACCUGAAGCUGAUCAGAAAACUGCGCUUUCGCGAUCUAUAACAUGCACAAUUCUUGCUGCUCCUGGUUCCGCUCGAUCUCGAAUGCUGAAUACACUUUUCAAAGAUCCACGUGCUGCUCAACUUCCAUCGUUUCCCCUUCUCGAAAAAUUGUAUUUAGAUAGAUUGAUCAAAGCGAAUGAGCUUGUGGAGUUCGAGCGAGAACUGCAGCCUCAUCAGAGAACUAAUGAGCAUGGUCAGUCAAUUGUUGAGGGGGUCAUCGUUGAGCACAACAUGACCGCUGUAUCGAGACUCUACAACAAUAUUGCUCUUCCGACGCUGGCCGAAUUGUUAGGUAUAUCUGUGGAAAAGGCCGAAGAGAUUGUCGCGCAAAUGAUCUCAAGCGAAAGGCUUGCGGGUCACAUCGAUCAGCUUGAAGGAUUUGUACAUUUUGAGCAACGCGAUCCACUGAAACUCUGGGACGAGCAAAUCAUGUCGUUUUGCCAGUUGGUCAAUAAAGUCAGUGACAUGAUUGUGCAACAACAUCCGGAAUUGGCACGAUGAAAUUCUUAAGCAAGGAUUAGGUUCGAAUGUGUGAAAGGCCGGUGAAGGUCAACAUGGUGGCAUCAGACUACCUGUUUCAUGUUAUUUUUAGUAGCAUGUUCAGUGACCGCUAUUGUUGUCAUUUGUUGCUAUUUGUCCACAGUCUACGUGUAUUUAUGUAAUCCUUUUUUUUUCAACGCUAUUCUGUAAUCUGAAUUUUUUUGUAUUUUUGUACAGCUUUUGCCAAAUAAAUCAACAAACGA
Cylicocyclus nassatus is the source of this 1513-nucleotide messenger RNA. Lineage: Eukaryota; Metazoa; Nematoda; Chromadorea; Rhabditida; Strongylidae. The record is from the annotation of a GenBank genome assembly.